UUCCCAAGGAGGAAUUUCUCUCUCCUCCCCUCCUCUCCUCUCCUCUCUUCCUCCACCUCAAGUUUUCAUCUUUAGAUUCAAGGAAAGGAAAACAACAACAGACCGAGAACACAAGCAAGAAGGAAAGAAAGGGGUCUCAGCUUUCGAGCUCUCCUUCAACCAGAAAGAAAAGAAGGAAAGAAAAGAAAGAACGAAUCCCAUACUUCCCCACACCACAAUCCUUGCUUUCUCUUGUGGGCGAAGUACUCGGCUCUUCUCCGCGCGCGCACGACUGCCUCUUAUAGUAGUCUCCAGUGCAGGCCUGAUACGUUCCCAAGGUUGUCCCACAAAAGCAAAGAUCUUUUUGCUUUUAGAACCACAAUCAUGGCCACUUAAUGCUCUCUCUCGUAAGUCCAUAAUUCACAGGCACGGUACGAGGAACAAAAGAAAAAAAAAAAUGAUGGCCAGUGAAGAACCCUAUUCUGCCGACACAGACCCGGACGCUUUCGCUAAUGAAGAAACGCUGAUGCCAAGUUCUUCUGAGGCUCUUGAGUCCGUCUGGGUUCCUUCUUCUUCGACGGCUCAUCAUGGUUCAAAAUCAAUGGUCAAUUUUGAGGACGUUUCUGGAGGAGGAGAUACCAAGUACCUCCGACAGAUUGAUCUGAAGGAAGAAACCAUCGAAGAGGACUAUUGCGAAGGAAGCUAUCAGCCCCCUGUGAAGAAGCGGCGACUGUCGGUUGACCAAGUCCACUUCCUCGAAAGGCACUUCGAGGUGGAGAACAAGCUCGAGCCUGAGAGGAAGAUCCAGCUUGCCAAGGAGCUCGGCCUGCAGCCGAGGCAGGUCGCAAUCUGGUUUCAAAAUCGGCGAGCCCGGUACAAGACCAAGCAGCUGGAGAAGGAGUUCGAUUCGCUCAAAGCUCGCUACGAGAGCCUCAAGGCUGAUCACAACAAGCUUAUCAAAGAAAAGGAGAAUUUGAAAGGGGAGGUCCUCUCUCUCAAAGACAAACUGAGGAGCAGAGCAAAAGGAAGCGAGGAGAGAUCGCUCGAAGUUGAUGAUUCAUUGCACAGAGUGACUAAGAAAACAACCACGCCCUCAACUCUCGAGGAUGUUUCGAACGAGGAUGCCACGAUCUUAAAGCAGGAGGACGCGAGUUCGGCCAAGAGCGACGUGUUCGAUUCGGAGUCGGUGCUAGAGCCCGCAAAUUCCUCCCACGUAUUCGAACCAGACUGCUCGGACUUCUCGCAGGACGAGGAUGAUAGUUUCGCCAAGAUCCUCUUGCCCCUGGAAUUCCUUCCCAGAUUUGAAGAUGGAUACACCUUCCACCAGAACCCACCUUCAAUUUCUUGCAAUUUUACUUUCCCAGCUGAAGAAAACCCCUUCUGGUCCUCGUCUUACUGAGUAAACGAAAUGUUAACAGGACAAAUGCCAUGCAUCUUAAGGGUAGGCUCUGGUACGAUGCAUCUAGCUAUAAGUAGAAGAAGUAAAUUCUGGUGGUUUCUAGA
Molecule: messenger RNA, 1482 nt
Organism: Syzygium oleosum
Lineage: Eukaryota; Viridiplantae; Streptophyta; Magnoliopsida; Myrtales; Myrtaceae
Product: homeobox-leucine zipper protein ATHB-54-like
Exons: 3
Coding region: 437-1378 (313 amino acids)
Biological process (GO): positive regulation of DNA-templated transcription
Cellular component (GO): nucleus
Molecular function (GO): DNA-binding transcription factor activity, RNA polymerase II-specific; sequence-specific DNA binding
Source: RefSeq, a predicted model, not a curated record